Opisthorchis viverrini is the source of this 1452-nucleotide messenger RNA. RefSeq lists its product as hypothetical. Lineage: Eukaryota; Metazoa; Platyhelminthes; Trematoda; Opisthorchiida; Opisthorchiidae. The coding region runs from base 1 to 777 and encodes 258 amino acids. The record is from RefSeq and is a predicted model, not a curated record. The transcript has 5 exons.
AUGGGUAAUCCCUAUGGGGCCCGUUUGAUGGGGACGCAAGAUAUUGCUGUUGAUCGAUGCCAGUGGCAUUNCCUGCUGUCGUUUCUAUUCAGAUUGUUUGAAUGUGUGUUUGGAGUCGUUUUCGAUGGCUGGACAAAGGGUAACAUUUUACGCAGAGAAAAUGUCGACUUUUACGCUGUGUUGGAAGUGGAGAAGGAGGCCACACCUGCUGAUAUCAAACGUGCCUAUCGGAGGGUAACCAAGUUCUCACAUAAACAGCUCGCCCUUCGGUUCCAUCCAGAUAAAAAUCCCGACGACCCGAAUGCCAGCGAGAAAGUAAGACGAUUCUACUUUUUUCUUCCAUUAUGUCAGUUCAAAGAGAUCAACCGAGCCCACGCCGUUUUGAGUGAUCCAACGAAGCGUCGAAUCUACGAUCAGUAUGGUUCUUUCGGUAUUUAUCUUGCCGAACAAGUGGAUGAGGAUACGAUGCGAGCCUACUUUGCCCUUCAAAAUCCAUGUCUGAAGUGCUGCCUGGGUACCCUGUUCAUCCUCUCUUGUUGUUGCUGCUGUUUGUGCUGCUGUUGUUGCUGUAACUUUUGCUGUGGACAUUGUCGACCCGCCCACGAGCAGGAUGACUUUCGCGACAUACUAGAAGAGGAGGCGGCGAGGAACGCUUCCAACUCACCACAAGAACUAAAUGAACAAUCUCCGGUCACCGAUCAACCGGGAUCCUUCCCAGCUACCCCAGUUGGCUUCAAUGCAGCAUCCACGUUGGUUAAUGACGUCCAAAAGGAUUAGCUCAACAUUCCUUCAUCCACCCACCCACCUUCCAGGGGCUUUCUACAAUAGGCCUGUAUGCAAUCACUCCUCUCUUCUCUUGGACCAGUCUCUGAAGCAUAUUCACAGUGGUUCAUACGGAAUGCCUUUUUAUUGCACGGAACAGCAAUCCUCAAACUGGAGCUCUUCUAGCUGUGAACUCCUGACUCAUUUUACUGCCCUACUUAUGACGUACUGUUUUUUUCUCUCUUCUGAUUGUGGUUUAUCCAACGACUCCUAUCGGCCUGGACUUUCUGGCUCAUGUUUGCAAUCUUCCAUCCCGGUAUAAUUUGUUAGGAUCCUUCUCUUCCUCAGAUUUCCCAUAAUAGUAUCCACUGUGCAUCCACAUUCUACGCCCACCUGUCGUAACUGUUCGACCGAAAAAUGGACCCGAUAAUUCUGGGGCUUUUUGCGCCCUCAGUUGGAAGAAACUAGGGGGCCGAUCUCUUUUGGACAUCAUGGAAGAUGUUUCUGGCUUUCACUAUUUUCUACUCUGAGCGAAUCGUAUUUUCUCCCUCUACCACACAUUUGUUUGUUGCUGUGUUUACACAUGAUUCCUUCCCUUGAGUCACGUCUCGGCCCAGGUUGCUCCCUCUCAAUUGUGUACACAUGUGCACGCACGACCAUGCAUUACAUACAAGACGCGCUCGCAAAGUC